Messenger RNA from Exserohilum turcica Et28A, 2256 nucleotides. RefSeq lists its product as uncharacterized. Gene Ontology annotation, biological process: regulation of gene expression; regulation of RNA metabolic process. Lineage: Eukaryota; Fungi; Ascomycota; Dothideomycetes; Pleosporales; Pleosporaceae. Gene Ontology annotation, molecular function: mRNA binding. Bases 462 to 1940 code for a protein of 492 amino acids. The record is from RefSeq and is a predicted model, not a curated record. Gene Ontology annotation, cellular component: nucleus; cytoplasm. The transcript is spliced from 2 exons.
UGCCGACAAGGUUUGACGGGCGAGCUUUCUUUACUUGGGCCAGUUUCUUCAUCUCUCGACCUCACCCAUCCAUCAUCCAUCCAUCCAUCCAUCGCCCCCGAGAGAAACACACACCACCACUCUGCCCGACUCUCCUGCUCCAUCACAAGCUCCAUCACGCUCGACUGCCCACUCUGUCGACGCAUCCCUUUUCCGACCUCGCUCCCUCUGCACGCCCCAAAACUCCGUUCAAGCUCCUGGCGACCUCUCCUCCACGCACACCUUCACCGCCCUGUCGCGAUUCCCUCCAGCCCGUCCUCACAGCACGCUUCCCUUCACGGCCCCCGCUGUACAUAAAAGUCGCAAAGAUAAUCGAGAUCAAUUGAACAAGUCUCAACCUCGCGUUUGCGCCCACGUCGACUGCUGUGAAGAGCGCGUAGUCGCGUUUACGAUUCAAGAUCCCACACUCAUACAUAGAAGCCAUGUCUGCAUCCCCCACCAUUGCGGCUUCCUCGACGAAGCGGCCCCUCGAGGAGCCGUCGUCGCCUGCCGGACUCAACGACCAGCCCGAUGCCAAGCGCCCUGCCCUGGACAAGAUGGUCAAGGACGACGCCCCCAGCGCAGACGACAUUGAGAUCGCGCACCCCGUCAAGGCAGAUGGUGUCGCCACCGAGGCCCUCAACGAAGAGCUUGCAAAGGCGGAUCCUGACCUAGCUGCGCCCGCCGUGGAAAAUGGCGCAGAGCCCACCCACUCCGACACGGUCGUCCCGGACGCUCCCUCCAUCCUUGAGACCCAGCCCAUCCAGUCGACGUCUGGUGCCAACGGCCGUCCUGUGAACCCCAACCAGCAGGUUGACGAGACCAACUGGCUGCAUGUGCGUGCUUGCAUCGGCACCAGCGAGGCCGCCACCAUUAUCGGCAAAGGCGGAGAGAAUGUAACCCAGAUCCGCCGCCUGUCUGGCGCCAAGUGCACUGUCAGCGACUACUCACGCGGUGCCGUUGAGCGCAUUCUUACUGUAAGCGGCCAAGUGGAUGCUGUGUCCAAGGCAUUUGGCCUCAUUGUGCGCACUCUCAACCAAGAGGACCUCGAGACGCCUUCUACCUCGACAUCCAAGGCCUACCCCAUGCGUCUGCUCAUCCCGCACAUUCUCAUUGGCUCCAUUAUCGGCAAAGCUGGUGUUCGAAUCCGCGAGAUCCAGGAGGCUUCCAAUGCCAAGUUGAAUGCAUCUGACACCCUCCUUCCUAACUCGGGCGAGCGCUCGUUGAUCGUCCUGGGUGUUGCUGACGCUGUGCACAUUGCUGUGUACUAUGUUGCUCAGACUCUGGUUGAGCAGUUGACGGAGCGCUUUGGUGGACCCGCGGCAUCUCAAUAUGCCACCCGUAGCGGCAUGGCUGCCAAUGUGGUUCCAGGCGGCAUGUCUGUCCAGCCAUACGUCCCUCAGCCUGCCGGAGGUCAGUACUCUCACCCACAGAAUUUCCGUCGCCAAGAACCUCCUCAACGCACCCCCGCCCAUGGAGGAUAUGGUGCUCCCCACAUGCAUGGACAGGCUCCCCAGCAGUCGCCAUACGGUCAUCCUAGCAUGCCUUAUGGUGCUGCUUCGCCCAACCGUGGUGGUCCCUAUGGCGGCGGCCCUGCUGCCCCCACUCCCUAUGGUGCUCAUCCUGCUGCAGCACCUGUUGCACACGGUGCAGCGCCUCAUGCAGCAGCAGUUGGUGCCAUUCCCGGACAGCCCCUCACACAGCAAAUUUUCAUCCCCAACGAUAUGGUUGGCGCCAUUAUUGGAAAGGGCGGUGCCAAGAUCAACGAGAUUCGCCAGCUGAGUGGCAGUGUCAUCAAGAUCAACGAGCCUACCGACAACAGCAACGAGCGUCUUGUCACUAUCACAGGUACACAAGAGUGUAACCAAAUGGCACUCUACAUGUUGUAUUCGCGACUUGAAUCGGAAAAGCACCGUAUCUAGGCACAUGUGCUUGCAACGUAAGCUUGCUGCCGUGUGGCGAAAUGGGCAGCAAUGUAAAAUGAGCAGGGCCUCGACUGUUUUCUUCUCUUUUUUUCUGGGUUUCCCGUCGAAAAUGCAUGUGAAUAUGGGAGCAAGGCGUAGCGGGUUUUGAUUUGUUUGUCUUUUCUUUCCCGUAAUCUUUUCUGGGGCGUGUAUUACAAGUACGUACGCCUUCACUGAGUGCUUCCUUGUACUACAAGAGCAUUCACCUGGUGGGCAUCAGCUCGUAGACGGUUCUGGGUGACUGCUCUCUAUCUCUCUCCUCCCCUCACCCCCC